AUGAGCCGCCAGGUUCGUCCCCUAUUCCGCUUCGAGUGUUACGUCCGUGCCGCCCCCUCAGUAGCGGGAGGCUUUUGUGAUUUAAUUAUUACCGGCAAACCCCUCAACUCAAAAGCCACUUCCCUUAUCAUCACGUCACUCUCCUGCCGCUCAACUCACCGCCUCUUAUUCUCCCGCCACAGACUACCGCGCACGAUUAUGGCCCAAAAGCUCAUCGUCGUCGUCGGCGCCACGGGCAACCAAGGUGGCUCCGUUGCCCGCCGCUUUCUGGCCGCAGGUUACCGCGUCCGCGCCCUCACCCGCGACACCUCGACUGCGUCCGCUACUGCCCUGGCCGCCCUCGGCUCCGACGUGGAGCUGGUGAGCGCGGACCUCGAAGACGUCACCUCCAUGGAAGAAGCAUUCCGCGGUGCUAAUGUCAUCUUCAGCGUCACAAAUUACUGGGAACCCUUCUUUCGUCCAGAUUGUCGCGCAAAGGCACAGGAGCAGGGCAUAUCUUGCCGGAAGUUUGCAUACGAUGUCGAGUUGCGCCAGGGACGGAAUAUUGUCGACGCUGCGGCCAAGACCGUGGACACGCUCGAUGAGAACGGAUUUUUGGUUUCGACUCUGAGUCAUGCCGAGAGAUGCAGUGCUGGGCGGUUCAAGGAGCUGUAUCACUUUGAUUCCAAGGCCGAGGUCUUUCCUGGCUACGUAAAUACGAAGUAUCCCGAGCUUGCGGCGAAGAUGUCGUGCAUUCAUACCGGAUACUUUUACACCAGCUACAAUAUUCUACCCAACUCUUAUUUUGGAAAGAACCCCGACGGCACAUUUACCAUGGCUUUUACUACCUCCCCGGACAAGCCCGUUCCGCACUUCUCACCCGUCGACGAUAUGGGCAACUUCACCUACGCCGUUUCUCAGAUGCCUCAAGGCAAGGCUUAUAUGGCCGAAGGAACAACUGCCACUUGGCCCCAGUUCCUCGAGACAUGGGCAAAGGUAAACGGAGUUCAAGCCAGCUAUAAGCAGAUCACACCGGAAGAGAUGAUUGAGGCGACUGGAGAGCACGACACCGGCAUCGAAGUCGCGUACAUGUUUUCAUAUUCCUCAGAUCCGGGCUACGAUGGCGGUAUGGAUCUGCUUACCGCAGUUGAUCUCAGAAAGGCCGGUGUCGAUUGCCCAAUGACGACUUGGGAAGAAUGGUCGAAGAAGAAUGACUGGUCAUCUGUCCUGAACAAAUGA
Molecule: messenger RNA, 1218 nt
Organism: Colletotrichum orchidophilum
Lineage: Eukaryota; Fungi; Ascomycota; Sordariomycetes; Glomerellales; Glomerellaceae
Product: NmrA-like family protein
Exons: 4
Coding region: 1-1218 (405 amino acids)
Source: RefSeq, a predicted model, not a curated record